Molecule: messenger RNA, 4625 nt
Organism: Dryobates pubescens (Downy woodpecker)
Lineage: Eukaryota; Metazoa; Chordata; Aves; Piciformes; Picidae
Gene: WDR36
Product: WD repeat domain 36
Exons: 23
Coding region: 16-2685 (889 amino acids)
Biological process (GO): rRNA processing
Cellular component (GO): small-subunit processome; Pwp2p-containing subcomplex of 90S preribosome
Molecular function (GO): protein binding
Source: RefSeq, a predicted model, not a curated record
CAGCGUGGUGGAGCAAUGGCUCGUGAAGGCGGCGGGUUGUUCGCCGGGUUCCGCGUGCUUGGGCUUUUCAGCAGCCACGUCCCUCAUGUCCUGCGUUACCACGGCCGCCACCGAGAGUUCUACCUGGCCACCGCCGUCGGGCGCAGCAUCCACACCUACAACGUGAAGAAACUUGGUAUUGUUGCUGUGAGUAAUGCUUUGCCACAGGACAUUACAUGUUUGGCAGCAGACCACAUGUUGAUAUUUGCUUCAUACGACAAUAUUCUUCAUGCUUUUGCCAGGAACAAAGAGGUGGUUCAUACCUAUGAAGGUCACAAGGCAAGGAUACACCUUCUGCAGCCUUUUGGUGAUCAUGUCAUCUCUGUGGAUGUUGAUAAUGUUCUUAUUGUUUGGAAUAUACAGUCAGAAGAGGAGUAUCUUCACAUGGAUUUUGAUAAUGCCACAUUUGCUGUUUCUGCACUUCUGCAUCCCAGCACCUAUUUGAAUAAAGUUCUCCUUGCGAGUGAGCAAGGGAGCUUGCAGCUGUGGAAUAUAAGCUCCAACAAACUCUUAUACUCGUUUCCAGGAUGGCGCUCAGCAGUCACAACUCUUGAACAAGCUCCAGCAGUAGAUGUUGUUGCUAUUGGUCUUGUGUCUGGUCAUAUCAUUGUACAUAAUAUUAAAUUUGAUGAAACUCUGAUGAAAUUUCAACAAGACUGGGGUCCCAUCACAGCAAUAUCUUUCCGUACAGAUGGACACCCAGUAAUGGCAGCUGGUAGUCCAAUUGGACACAUUGCUUUGUGGGAUCUAGAAGAAAAGAAACUGAUGUGUCAGAUGCAAGAUGCCCAUUCCACAGCAAUAGCUGGUAUGUCGUUUGUCCCUGGAGAGCCUCUUCUUAUUACUAAUGGUGCUGAUAAUGCUAUACGGGUGUGGAUUUUUGACGGACCUGGUGGUAUAGGACGUGUAUUGAGAAGCCGAAUGGGACAUAGUGCACCACCAACAAAAAUCAGAUACCAUGGGCAAAAUGGACAGCAGAUUCUUAGUGCAGGCCAAGAUGGAACAUUGCAGUCUUUUUCAACAGUGCAUGAAAAGUUCAAUAAAAGUUUAGGACGUGGUUCAAUUAACAAAAAGAAAUCAAAAAAGAAAGGUCUUAGGCUUGAUACAAUGGCACUUCCACCAAUUACAGUCUUUGCUUCAGAAGUGGCACAUCAGAGUGACUGGGAUAGUAUUGUUGCCUGCCAUCAAGGGUAUAUAACCUGUACAACUUGGAACUAUCAGAAAACUUGCAUAGGAACUCAUAAGCUGAAGCCAGAAGAAUUUAGCAAACACAAGCCUAUUGAUAUAUAUGCAACAGCAGUUGACAUUACCUCAUGUGGGAACUUUGCUGUAAUUGGGCUGUCAACUGGGCAAGUAGAUAUGUACAACAUGCAAUCUGGCAUUCAUAGAGGGUGUUUCGGCAAAGAAAGAGCACACAAGGGGGCCAUUAGAGGAGUAGUAGUGGAUGGAUUAAACCAGCUGAUAAUCACAGCUGGUAGUGAAGCACUAAUUAAAUUUUGGAAAUUCAAAACAAAAGAGCUGGUUUACACUACUGAGCUGUCUUCUUCUCCGAGUGGCAUUCUGCUUCACAGAGACAGUAAUAUUCUGGGAGUUGCCUUUGAUGACUUCAGUAUUAGUGCUUUGGAUAUUGAAACCAGGAAGAUUGUCAGAACAUUCUCAGGACACCAUGGACAAAUUAAUGACAUGACUUUCAGUCCUGAUGGUCGUUGGCUAAUAACUUCAUCAAUGGACUGUACCAUUAAGACUUGGGACCUUCCCUCUGGAUGCCUCAUAGAUUGUUUUUUGGUAGACUCUGCAGCUGUAAGCCUUACCAUGUCUCCUACAGGAGAUUUUCUAGCUUCAACACAUGUAGAUGAUCUUGGAAUUUAUUUGUGGUCAAACCGUUCUCUGUAUUCACUUGUCUCUUUGCGGCCUCUUCCAUCAGAUUAUGAACCUUCUAUGGUGACACGCCCUAGCACCUGCCCUGUGCAAGAUGUGGAUGUGGUAGAUGAAGAAACUUGUGCUGAAACAAUAGAGUAUGUCUCAGCUGAGCAAUUGGAAAAGCAGCUGGUGACCCUUUCCUUAUUACCAGAAUCAAGGUGGAAAAAUCUCCUCAGUCUUGAUGUUAUCAAGAAAAAAAAUAAACCAAGAGAACCACCAAAAGUUCCCAAGUCAGCCCCUUUCUUCAUCCCAACAGUUCCUGGGCUUAUACCUCGAUAUGUUGCGCCAGCGGAAGAAAAUGAAACACAGUCAAAGGUAGUAAACCUUGGAGUACUGGUGCAGAAAUCUGAUUUCUACAUUCAUCUUGAAGAUGCCCUGAGCACUAAUGAAUAUACAGCUCCACUUAACUUACUGAAAAGUUUGGGACCAUCUAAUACAGAGAUAGAACUAAGGGGCUUGGCCCCUGAAUCUGGUGGCUCAGUGGGGGUGAUGCUAAGCUUUUUGAGAAUGAUUGGGAUGAUGCUGAACAAGAAGUACAACUUUGAACUUGCACAAGCAUAUCUUGCACUAUUUCUAAAGUUGCAUCUUAAGAUUCUUUCAUCAGAGCCAAACCUAUUGGAAGAGAUUUCCAGACUGUCAGUGCAACUUGAGGAAAUUUGGAUUAAUUUACAGACUCUUUUCAAUCAGAGUCUGUGUGUGUUAACAUACACAAAAAGUGCUUUGCUGUAAAAUACUCAAGGGUUUUGCCUGAAUGAAAUUUCCCUUGGAAUAACAGCACAAUUUAUUGCCAAAAAUACUAGAUUACAGGAAUUAUACUGGGACUUGUGAUGCUGUAUUCUGUGCAUUUGUAUAUGGCAAAGUAUUUUAGAACAUACAUAACUGAGUACAGUUCAGUCAGAGCCAAAAUUAAUAUGUGGAACUUGUGCUGUCAGCAAACAAACAGUUUGACUGCUGUAGGUAAUGUAGUUACUUACUUUAUGAUUUCAUGAGAAUGAAGAAGUGGCUUUCAAAAUAAAACAAAAAAUAGGAAUGUCAUUUCUGUGCAGGAAGCCAAAAUCUGUAUUAUGCUUAAUAAACAAUUACUGUUGGUGCAAUUGCUUUCCUGAACAACUUGAUGUAAUCAAGAGAAAAAACACAUACUUUUUGCUAGCCAGACCAUUCUUCUGAAAGCAGAACCAGCAAGCUAACAUUUUGCAAACAACUUAAGUAUGAUACUAUUGACACAAUAUUUGCAGUCUAGAUGAUCUCAUUAAAUGUGUUACACAUUCUUGUACUUAGAGGUAUUGUAAGGCUACGUGGAACACUUCAAUCAUUUCCUUCAGAGAAGUCUUUGGAUGUUAGUGAUAUCUCAUCUCUACUGUUUUUUCCUCAACAUUCUUAGUCUUCACUGCUAUUUCAAGAGUGUUUGGCUACUUUUAAAGCUGAUUCUAGGCUUAGACUGAUAGCUCUCUUGAAUUGCUUCGUGUUCUUAGCCUUUUAUUUUGUCCCCUUUUCCAUGCGUCAAACUGAUGAGCAACUUUUUGCCACUAAUAACUUCUUCAGAAAUAAAAUAAUUUCUGCUUGCUAGUAGAUGCAAGUGCAUCUAUCAUCUGCUACUUCCUGUAUUAGUUCUUUACCCAAGAUAUCAAGAAUGGUACCUAGUGAUGUAGAUCAAGUGUUGAUUGCAAGUGUUAAGGGAUGCUAAAAUUUUAUUUGAUAGAUGGGCUUUGUGUUGCACAUAAGAACUCACUAUCCUCUCAGAAUUGUAAUAGCAUGUGUAAUAGGAUAUGAGAAAAAUCAUUAGCUGUUAACCCCAGGUUGUCUUCCAAGCAGAAAAACUAAUUAAGAUUUUACUGUUCUCACACAAUACUUAGCCCAUUUUAGACUAGCUGUGACUAGCAGCUUGCUGUUACAGUUCUUUGUGUUACUAUGUGUCACCACAUUCCCAGCUUCUUCUGAGGCCUGUUAUUCUGUGUUCCUAUGUUCCAUUUUCAAUGUAUUGUCUUUGCUCUUUUGUCCUUUGAGCAUAGCCGCUUCUCUUUGCAAGUUCUGUACACAUCACAAGUUAGGUCCCAGUCUUUCCACCAUUUUCUUUUGACUUGGUUGUGCUUUCCUGACUUACUUGGAAUUCAUGGUUUUUUUGACACCAAAUUCAUUAGUUGGAUCUUUUUCCCUGAAUUUGUUCCUAGCUGGAUUCAGACUCUACAUAGUGAAGGUUGCUCCCCUCUGAGCCAUAGUAAACCCACAACCUUUACUUCCCUUUGUCUUUCAAGUAAAAAUAGAGGGUUUAUGAGGAACCAUAUGCAAAUGUGAAGUGAUAAUCAAUGGAUGCAAAUGUUUAUCAACUUAUUCAGCAGCCAGUGUGAAUCACUGAAGUAUUUGAACACUUCGUACCUUUCAGAUUUAACUCCUUCAAAAGAAAUGUUAGGAAAGGCUAUGAAGUGUCAUAAUGCAGGUGUCAUUGUCCCAGAGUAAGGAAACUGGAAGACAUUAAUUUAAAUUCUGUGAAGUAGAAAAGCCAAGGUACUUCUUGGCAUAUCUGAACUCUGUUGAUGAUCUCUAAUGCAUGAUUUAAUGAUCACCAAUAUGUAAGUAGUUUCUCCUUUUGACUUCCUAUCAAUUAUUUCUUGUGUGGUAUGUUAUAUACUGACUUUUCAUCACACCACCAGUUUUAAAACUAUUUUUGAUUA